Messenger RNA from Closterium sp. NIES-65, 2379 nucleotides. The record is from the annotation of a GenBank genome assembly. NCBI's taxonomy places the organism in Eukaryota, Viridiplantae, Streptophyta, Zygnematophyceae, Desmidiales, Closteriaceae.
AUGGUGGAUACCAAGGUAUCGGCGGAUGCAGGGCCUCAAGGCGAAAAAGGCGGGGGAAAGGGAAGCGGCGAGAAGGCCUUGAGUGAGAAAGCGCAGGCACGGAAGCGGGCGAAGCUGGAGAGGCUAAAGAAGAAACUGGCGCAAAAGAAAGCAGCCAAGCGUGGACCUGGCAGCAAAGAGGCAGGCGAGGCGGCAGGGGGGCCAACGGCCGUAGGGAAUGGGCGUGGGGGCGAGGAGAGGGAAGGGAAGCGGAGGCGCAUGGUGAAGCACCCCAUGCGAGUGGCGGGGCAGCGGCCAGGCGAGCAGUGCUUCUCGUGUGGCGCCGCAAACCACGCCGCCAAGGAUUGCCCGAAACGAAAGGAGUGCAAAGUGUCCAAGGUGUGUCUCUUCUGCCGGCAGUGGGGCCAUGUGGUCAGCGAGUGCCCGCGAGCUGCCUCGGCGUCCGCGCCCGCUGUGCUGCAGCCGCCAGGCGCCUCUGGCGAGCAGGGGACGGGGGAAGCAGCAUUCGAGGGAGAAGGGCGUGAGCAAGACGACAAGAGUGCGGGCGGCACAGAGGGGCUGGGAGUGGGGGUCUGCUACAACUGUGGCUCCACGCGCCAUCGCCUGCACAACUGCCCUUUGCCGCGAGCCAACGACCCACUGCAUGGUGUUGCAACCAUGCUGGAUGUCACAUUGCAACCGGGGCGCUGCAUUAAGGUUCGUGUCUUCACUUGCACAUGGUUCACUGCUGUGUGCUUCUGCCCCUGCUCUGUGCUUCUGCCCCUGCUGUGUGCUUCUGCCCCUGCUGUGUGCUUCUGCCCCUGCUGUGUGCUUCUGCCCCUGCUGUGUGCUUCUGCCCCUGCUGUGUGCUUCUGCCCCUGCUGUGUGCUUCUGCCCCUGCUCUGUGCUUCUGCCCCUGCUGUGUGCUUCUGCCCCUGCUGUGUGCUUCUGCCCCUGCUCUGUGCUUCUGCCCCUGCUCUGUGCUUCUGCCCCUGCUGUGUGCUUGGAGUGCGUGCAGGGCGCCACAUCUUUCCUGGAGGAGAUGACUUGGGGGACGACUUUGGGGACGCUGUUUUGCAGCCACUGCAGGCGAAGCGGGGGGAUCAGCAGAAUGGGGAAGGUGGUGCUUUAGAUGAUUUUGAAGAAGCUCAAGGUAGCGAUGAUGAGUUGCUUAUGGGGAACGAGACCGCCGGUCGCUCACUUCCCCCCUUUCUCCCUCCCAUUUCCCCGGAUGUGCCCCCUCAUUCCCACCCCCUCCCCUUUCCCCCUCUUGUUCCCCCCCCAUUCACCUGCUCAUUUCCUCCCCUUCUGCCUCCUAUUGCCCCAUUCGCUGCCUCUCAUUUUCGCCCCUUCUCCCUCUCAUUCACCCCCCCCUUCUCCCUCUCGUUUCCCCCCCUUCUCCCUCGCAUUCACCCCCCCUUCUCCCUCUCGUUUCCCCCCCUUCUCCCUCUCGUUUCCCCCCCUUCUCCCUCUCAUUCACCCCCCCUUCUCCCUCUCGUUUCCCCCUUCCCCCUCUCGUCUACCCCCCUCCCCCCUCUCAUGUCCCCACUUUCUCCUUCUCAUUUUUCCCCAUUCUCCGUCUCAUCCCCCCCCACCUUCUCAAGCUCACCUACCCCCUUUCUCCCUCUUAGCUCCUCUCUUCCUACGCCCUGCUUCCCCCUUUACUCUCUCGUCCCUACACCCUUCAUUCCCCUCUCCGCUCUCUACCUUAUACCCUUCUACCUCCUUUGCCCUCUCUAUCUUACACCCCUCUUGAUCUAUUCUCCACUCUGCCUUACUCCCUUCUUCCACCUUUCCCCUCUCUACUCCACACCCUUCUUCUCCCACCAUGCGUUCUCCCCCUUAUAUCCUGCUAAGCCCCAUUUCCCUCUCUUCCCUACACCCUGCUUCCCCCUCUCUCUUCUCUGCCUUACGCCCUGCUUUCCCCUUUCCCCUAUCUUCCCUACACCCUUCUUCCCUCUUUCUACCCGCGCUGCUUCCCUUUUUCCCUAUCUCCCUUUCCCUCUUUCACCCUGCUUCUUCCGUACCCCCUUCUGCCCCCACCUUGCGUCCUCUCUUUUUACGCCCUGCUUCCCCCUGUCCCCUCUCUGCCUUACGCCCUUUUUCCCCCUCUCUCCACUCUGCUUUACCCCCCGCUUCCCCGGUACCCCUAACCCGCCUCCCCGUUUCCCCUUCCCGCCUCCCCAUUACCCCUUCCCACCUCCUCGUUUCCCCUUCCCACUCCCCAUUACCCCUUCUCGCUUCCCCCUAUCCCUUCGCGCCUCCCCGUUUCCCCUUCCCGCCUCCCCAAUUCCCCUUCCCGCUUCCCCAUUACCCCUUCCCACCUCCCCGUUUCCCUUUCCCUCCUCCCCAGUUCUCCUUCCCGCCUCCCCAUUUCCUCUUCCCUCCAUGCCCUCGUAA